AUGGAGGAUUCAGGAAUUCCAAGCUGGUGUUCAGCCGAAGGUUUUUCAUCAAUUGGUGAUUGCAAAAGCACUAUUGUUGCUGGAAUUUUGUCAUCACCCACACCCACACAUAGUGAGUCAAUUGGUGAGGCAGAAACGAGCGAAGGUGUGGCCGUCAACAGUAUGGAUGAUGUGGCACAAACCCAGUGGGAUUGUUUGAACGAGAUUGAGUUUAAGAAGCAUCAUUUUUUGACUCGGCAAGUAGCUUUUGAAUUCUACAACUUUUUUGCCAGAGUUAAAGGGUUCUCUAUUCGGAAAAGCAAGGUUUUGAGAAACAAAAAAGGGGAGAUAGUGCGGCAAGAUCUAGUGUGUCAUAAGGAAGGCUUUCGUGAAGAAAAAAACAGAAUGAGGGAAAAUCGCAAGCGGGAGACAAAAGUAGAGACAAGAUGUGGAUGCUCAGCUAAAAUGAGGAUUCGAUUGGUUGCUGAAAGUAGUAGGUGGCAUGUUGUGUUUUUUGGAGAUGCUCACAAUCAUGCUAUGUUAGAGGGAAACCAAUCAUCCAUGUUGCCAGCACACCGGCACUUAAAAGAUGGUGAUAUAGCUGGUCUGAACAGUAUGAGACAAGCCGGAAUUAGCACCUAUGACAUAUACAAUCUAAUGGCUGACCAAUCUGGAGGAUUUGAAAAAAUCAAUGCACUGAAAGUUGACAUGUUUAAUCAAAUGACGAAGCAGAAACAAAAGGAGCAGUGUGAUGCGAAAGCUGUUUUAGUAUACCUUAAGGGACUUGCUUCGGGUGAUGCUGGAAUGUUUUGGUCACACCAUGCAGAUGAAGAUGGUAAUUUAAAACAAGUGUUUUGGGCUGAUGGGAUUAGUAGAAUGGAUUUUCAGGUGUUUGGUGAAGUUCUUGCUUUUGACGCAACAUACCGGAAGAACCGGUACGGGUGUCCCAUAGUUGUUCUAGUUGGAGUUAACCAUCACUGUCAGACAAUUGUAUUUGGCACAGCAGUUUUGACUAAUGAGAAAGAGGAAAGCUAUGUGUGGGUUUUGGAGCAGUUUUUGGCAGCAAUGAAGGGGAAACAACCAGCGGCAGUUAUAACUGAUGGGGCUCCCGCCAUGCGGAACGCUAUCACUCGUUUACUACCCAAAGCUCAUCACCGACUUGAUUUAAAUCUUGAAGACAAUCCAUGGGUUCAAGGAUUGUAUGAGAAGAGGCACAUGUGGGCUACUUGUAUGAUGCGGGGGAAGUUCUUUGCCGGUUUUCGCACUACUUCACGGUGUGAAGGUAUGCAUUCUCAAAUUGGUCGGAUUGUGCGUUCCAGAAAUAGCUUACUUGAGUUUGUUCAAUACUUUGAACGUUACGUGAACUACAUGAGAUGGAGAGAGGUUGAUGCAAACUAUAAGUCUGUGGUAGGAGAUGCUGUUCCAAAGACCAACGUGCGUGCCCUUGAACUAUGUGCUGCAAAUCUUUACACAAGGACGGUAUUCUUAAAGUUUCGCUCAUGGCUUAGUAGUGGAAGCCUAGUGAAGGUUGCUGGCAUGAAGGAUACCUCCUCAUGUAUUAUAUAUUCCAUGUACAGGUACUGUAAACCUGCGAAACUGUGGUAUGUGGCACAUGAUGAACAGACGUCAACAUUUAGGUGUUCAUGUCAGCGGAUGGAGACCUUUGGGCUUCCUUGUGAUCAUAUAAUAGGUCUGUUGGUGCAUUUGGACAUUGAUGUCAUCCCAAAAAGUUUAGUAUUGCAAAGAUGGUGUAAGUCAGCAAAAGAAUCUAUGAAGGGGAAUUCAGAAUCUGCUUUCAAAUUCUGGGAGUCAACCGUUUUGGCUAGGCUGGGUUCGUUGGUGAUGAGAAGUAGAGAAAUGUUUAACCUUGGAUGUGAAUCAAUGGAGGACUAUCUGGAUACAGUUGAUGUCAUGGCCAAGCAUGUUGAGAAACUAAAGGCUAAGAAGGUUGAAAACAAGGGACCUGAUGAUGAGGACACAAAUAUUAAUGGUGUGGAUAUUAAAGGGAUUGAUGAAGUGAAAAAUCCGCAUGUAGUCAAGAGUGGCAGUUCAAGUGGCACCAAAAGGAAGUGUAGUGUUUGCAAGCAGGGGGGUCACAACAAAACCACAUGUCCAGAUAACAAAAGGCAGAAAGUUUCAGCUGUAAGUGGUCUAGGUGUGGAAGGUGGCCAUGCUUAA
Lotus japonicus is the source of this 2157-nucleotide messenger RNA. Its product is annotated as protein FAR1-RELATED SEQUENCE 5-like. The coding region runs from base 1 to 2157 and encodes 718 amino acids. Gene Ontology annotation, molecular function: zinc ion binding. Gene Ontology annotation, biological process: regulation of DNA-templated transcription. The record is from RefSeq and is a predicted model, not a curated record. Lineage: Eukaryota; Viridiplantae; Streptophyta; Magnoliopsida; Fabales; Fabaceae. The transcript is spliced from 3 exons.